ACUCACUCACACAACCCAAAAAUACAUGUCAUGCAUAUGAUCAACCUGAUUCAUCAUCAUCACCAUCAUCAUCACAUAACACCAAUUUUCAUUUACCUUCAUCACCUAGCUAUAUAUAUAUACCUUCAUCACCAUUCCUCUUUCUUACAUUUCAUUUCAUACUUCAUCAUCACUUAUAAGCAGUUUUGAAUCAUGACUGCAGCAGCAGCACAUAUUGCUCGAACAGUUGUUGGUAUUAUAGGAAAUAUCAUCUCAGGCUUCUUGUUCUUGUCACCAGUGCCAACUUUUUAUGGGAUAUGGAAGAAAGGAUCAGUUGAGCAAUUUUCACCAGCACCAUACUUAGCAACACUUGUGAACUGCAUGGUGUGGACACUAUAUGGUCUGCCCAUGGUGAACCCGGACAAUAUCUUAGUGCUGACCAUCAACGGCUCGGGUUCUGUGGUCGAGAUCGUAUAUGUCACACUCUUCAUAAUUUACUCUAACCGCAACAAAAGGCUCAAGGUUCUUUUGUGGCUAAUUGUUGAACUCCUUUUCAUUGGAGCUCUUGCGUUCGUCACAUUGAUUCUCGUUCAUUCUGCCAAGAAACGAUCGGCCAUUGUUGGUACCACCUGCAUUGUCUUCAACAUUAUGAUGUAUGCUGCACCUUUAGCUGUCAUGAAAUUGGUGAUUGUGACUAAAAGCGUUGAGUAUAUGCCGCUUUCUAUAUCUCUUGCUUCCUUUGGAAAUGGUGUCGCUUGGACCACUUAUGCUCUCAUCCAAUUCGACGCAUUCAUCACUGUGCCAAAUGGGAUUGGGACAUUGUUUUCCGUGGUUCAGCUGAUUCUAUAUGCAACCUAUUACAAAUCGACGAAGAUGCAGAUAGCGGAAAGAAAAGCCAACAAGACGGAGGUGGAUCUGUCGCAGGUUGUGGUUGGCAAUGGUGAUCAAAAAUCCAAGACAAAUCAUUGAUCAUAAUGGAUUACUAAUAUGGAUGGUUGAUAGACUCGUCUAACCUACCAUUUGAUCAUGACUAGUACUGAAUUAAUGUUACUUUAUCCUCCUUUUGUUUUCCAACCUUGUUGGCAUGUUUGUUUUUAAGAUGCAAUGCCAUCAUUACCUAAAACAAUGUCUGAAGUUCAUAAAUUGCAUACCUUCCUCUUGCAUUUUCUGGUGAGAAAUGUAAUCAUAUCACAUUCAAUCCACCAGAACAGUAACUUCUAAAUGUCUUUUUCAAUAAUUUCAGAGUACUAAUUGUUGUUAUUUA
Molecule: messenger RNA, 1243 nt
Organism: Vicia villosa (hairy vetch)
Lineage: Eukaryota; Viridiplantae; Streptophyta; Magnoliopsida; Fabales; Fabaceae
Product: bidirectional sugar transporter SWEET4-like
Exons: 5
Coding region: 193-948 (251 amino acids)
Biological process (GO): carbohydrate transport
Cellular component (GO): membrane
Molecular function (GO): sugar transmembrane transporter activity
Source: RefSeq, a predicted model, not a curated record